Molecule: messenger RNA, 1743 nt
Organism: Symbiodinium sp. CCMP2456
Lineage: Eukaryota; Dinophyceae; Suessiales; Symbiodiniaceae
Source: the annotation of a GenBank genome assembly
AUGAACUAUGGGAACUGCUGUCCCGACUUCCUGCAUCACUGCCUCAAGGCCUCGAAGAGGCAGGAGGAGCUCCUGAAGCAGGAGGAGCACUUGAGUGAGAUCGAGCAUGGGCAGGGCAUCAACGGACCUGAGUGGAUGCUUUGCCUGGUGAUGAUCUCCUUCGUGCUCACCAUGAUGGGGCUUCUCUGCAUGGUGAACUCGCAGUCCGAUCCAGUGAAGGCAGCAGAGAAGCAGUUGAGCUGUACGACCGUGUCCAUCUUCGCCGCCUCCACCUUCAGCAUCGCGCUGCAUGGCGUCUUGAUUGAGCAGCUGUGGAUGGGCAAGAGCCCCGGGCUGAACCGGAGCGCCGGGCCGCUGGUUCAGGCGCGCAUCUACGGGUUUCUGAGUGUGGGGUUCUACGUCUUCUCUAGCUGCCUCGUCUACUGGUGCCGGGACUCCCCGAACUCCUGGUGCAAGCGGUGGAUGGAAGCGGAAGAAGAGCGCUGUGGCGGCUGGACCAAGAAGCUCCUCCAUGCUGACAUGAAGCACUGGUCCUUCGCCGUGGCUCAGCUCUCCGGGCAUAUCACGGCCUUUCUCCUGAUUCGAGCUUUUGGGUCUCUGCAGCAGAGCAUGAAAGAAUCCAGCUUGAAGUGCUACCUGGUGCUGCCGUGGGCUGCGAUGGUCCUUCGAGCCGCGCUCCUUCUUGCGAAGCUGGCACGCUCCCGAUGCAUCCAGGAGGUGGAUGUCAGGUGGCAGAAAGAGGAUCACGAAGGUGAGUAUCACAACUUCGGUGAAGCGUACAGCGGAAUGCUGGAGCGGCAGUACAAGGUGCCCGAAGGGCCCCACGACGACUCCACGAUCCACUUUGAGCAGCCCGAGAUUGCCGAGUUUUGCAUCUCGGAGUACUGGGACAUCACGGAGUCCUCUCCUGAGCAGGAGGAGGCAGAGGAGAACGAGUUGACCUCAUGGAGCAGUCUCAGAAGCUUCUGUUCCAAGAGGCCGGGAGCUGAUCUGGGCCCUGGGGGUGAUCUUCGGAAUCGGGAUCCCGUGGCUGGAAAGCUCCCGCCGGAGGGGCCCCAGAGGGUGCGGAGGUUCUGCCACUGGGAUCACGCCGCCCAUGAAGCUUCCCUUGAUGGUGUUAGCCUGGUCAUGGGAUUCCUGAUACUCCAGCUCGUCCUCUACUUCCACACGGGCAGCCUGAACCCCAUUGAGGGACUUGUGGUAAAGCCCGAAGACACCUGGCUGGUCCUGUGGAUGGGUCUCUGGAGUAUCGGCUUUCUCCUUGUGGUGACGGUCGUCUCCUGCGCCGAGCGGUACAUGAAGAGAACCUUCAUGCCCACGAACUUCGAGUUCAUCCGCGGCACAUCCUCUGCAGCCAUGGGCUGGUGCUUGGUCCAUGCCUUUGCGGUCUUUGCCAGACGCUCGAGCACCUGGAUGGACACCUACAUCUUUGUGGCCUUCCCGCUGACGUGGCUGGGCUUCAUCGUCACCGGGGUCCUCCAUUCCUGCGCCAGGGAUCUCCGGACCUUCCGGCACGAGGCUGCCAGUGUUGCGGAAGCCUUUGGCAUCGCCAUUGGCCUGGCAUGGGACAAGGCUUUCGAGUCAGUGAUCGUGCUGUCCACGCAGGGCUGGAAUGGGCAUUAUGUGAUGUCCAAGAUCAUCCUCGCCACCGUCGUCCUCGUUGCCGUGGUUCCGCCCUGGUUCUGGUACCUGGUGCCCAGGGCCGAGGAGCGCGAGGAGCAUGCAGAGAUCGUGAGGCUCUAG